Ictidomys tridecemlineatus (thirteen-lined ground squirrel) is the source of this 3481-nucleotide messenger RNA. The record is from RefSeq and is a predicted model, not a curated record. NCBI's taxonomy places the organism in Eukaryota, Metazoa, Chordata, Mammalia, Rodentia, Sciuridae.
UCUCCUCUGUCUGCGUAGGUGUAGACGGGGCACUGCCUGCAGAGCAGGUCCUGCCGGCCUCGCUGGAGAGGAUGCCCCCGUGUCCGUGAUGGGCUGUGGGACAAGCAAGGUUCUUCCUGAGCCGCCCAAGGAUGUCCAGCUGGAUCUGGUCAAGAAGGUGGAGCCCUUCAGUGGCACUAAGAGUGAUGUAUACAAGCAUUUCAUCACAGAGGUGGACAGUGUUGGCCCUCUCAAAGCUGGGUUCCCAGCUGCUAAUCAGUAUGCAAACUCCUGUUCUGGUGCCCCCACUACUGGCCACACAGAGCCUCCCUCAGAACCACCACGCAGGGCCAGGGUGGCAAAGUACAGGGCCAAGUUUGACCCACGUGUUACAGCUAAGUACGACAUCAAAGCCCUCAUUGGCCGAGGCAGCUUUAGCCGAGUGGUACGUGUGGAGCACCGGGCAACCCGGCAACCAUAUGCCAUCAAGAUGAUAGAGACCAAGUACCGAGAAGGGCGGGAGGUGUGUGAAUCAGAGCUGCGUGUGCUGCGCCGGGUGCGCCAUGCCAACAUCAUUCAGCUGGUGGAGGUGUUUGAGACGCAAGAGCGAGUGUACAUGGUAAUGGAGCUGGCCACUGGUGGUGAGCUGUUCGACCGCAUCAUUGCCAAGGGUUCCUUCACUGAGCGGGAUGCUACGAGGGUGCUGCAGAUGGUGCUGGAUGGUGUUCGAUACCUGCAUGCCCUGGGCAUCACACACCGAGACCUCAAGCCUGAGAAUUUGCUCUACUACCAUCCAGGCACUGAUUCCAAGAUCAUCAUCACUGACUUUGGCCUGGCCAGUGCCCGCAAGAAGGGCGAUGACUGCCUGAUGAAGACCACCUGUGGCACGCCUGAGUACAUUGCUCCUGAGGUCCUCGUCCGCAAGCCAUACACCAACUCUGUGGACAUGUGGGCACUGGGUGUCAUUGCCUACAUCCUGCUCAGUGGUACCAUGCCCUUUGAGGAUGACAACCGCACCCGGCUAUACCGGCAGAUCCUCAGGGGCAAGUACAGUUAUUUGGGGGAGCCCUGGCCCAGUGUAUCCAAUCUGGCCAAGGACUUCAUUGACCGCCUGCUGACAGUGGACCCUGGAGCCCGUAUGACUGCACUACAGGCCCUGAGGCACCCAUGGGUGGUGAGCAUGGCAGCCUCUUCAUCCAUGAAGAAUCUGCACCGCUCCAUCUCCCAGAACCUCCUCAAGCGUGCCUCCUCACGCUGCCAGAGCACCAAGUCGGCCCAGUCCACCCGUUCCAGCCGCUCCACACGUUCCAACAAGUCACGCCGUGUGCGGGAGCGGGAGCUUCGAGAGCUCAACCUCCGCUAUCAGCAACAAUACAAUGGCUGAGCCACCAGCUGUGGCACAGAUAUGACACGGUCCCAGACUGGCUGGGCUCAGCUGUGCCCUCUGGGCCUGACAUCCUCUGUGAAGACAGGCCACAUGGUUAGUGGUAUAUAGAGAAUGUCUGGCCCUGGCCCUUUCUCUGUGCCUUUAGCAGCCCCUGAACUUAUCAUGGGCCUGGGCCUGGUGUGAUGGAGUCGAGGUAGCCCAGGAGGGUCAUGACUCCCCUGAAAUGGGAGCCUGGCCUGGCACUGAUACCCUUUUUGGUGGGUAGCUGCUUUGUGACUUGGGGAAAGGGACAGGACCUGGCCUUCACUGUCUUCCUCAUUCUUUGGAUCUUUCCCAACUGAAGGGUCCUGCAGUCCUGAGAGUGAAGGGUGUCCUAUGGUCCAGGACCCUUUGGAGUAGUUACUUUGGGCACCCCCCGUUUUGCCACAGAACCUUCCUUCCUAGCUCUCCACAUUCCAUGCCAUUCUGACCUUCAGAUUAUGCUCCAGUGACUCGGGAGGUUGAAGCAGAAGGAACAUGAGUUCAGAGCCAGCCUUAGCAACUUAACAAGGCCCUAAACGACUCAGUGAGAACCUGUCUCAAAAUAUAAAAAAAGGUUGGGGAUGUGGCUCAGUGGUUGAGUGCCCUGGGUUCAAACCCCAGUACCAAAAAAAAAAAGAUAAAAAGAUUAUGCUCCAGUGGGAGGCCUGGCUUUGGCCUUAGCUAGACUGUAAAUCUCCUUGAUUGGACCCAAGCAGCCUCUACCUCCCAGCCAAGAUCUUCCUUCAUGGUGCCACCAGGGACCCCUUCUAACCCAAGUCUUCCAGGACCUCUUGUGGUAGGGCCAUGGAAUGGACCUUAGCCAUUGCUGAUGGCCAGCUUGAGUGGGGUCCUCCCCAAUAUACUCAGUGCCUUUUUUGCAGCACUCACUAUUGCCUCUCUCUCCCCCUUAGAUGUCUAUUUCAUUCCCCAGGUGCCUCCUUCCCAACUGUUGGGGUUUAAAGGGAGCCCCACUGCUGCUACCCAGGGGAUGGGGGCACCUGGGCCAAGGCAGAUGGUUCUCCCUUAGGUUCCCAUGGCCAUCUCUAAUUUCAUCCUUUGGUAUUAUCCAUUGCUUCUUCCCUUCAGGUGUCACUGUACCCUCCUCUGCAGCUUCAUGAAGGCGCCAUCUGGUGUCUAGUCUGGGUAUGGGCAGCCUCUGGGUGAUGAAUGCACACCCAUCUUGCAUAGAUAACCAAAGUCCUCUAAAAGAAAGUGGAAAGGAAGGAACUGCUACAUUGAGAGAGGGUCGUGGGCUACUCAACUCCCCUUCUGCUCAGCUUCUCCCUGGAACUUAGCCAUACUGUGUGACCUGCUUCUGAACCCUGGGUGCCUAGGGUUAUGACUGAUCUUGCUGUGAGAGCUGGCCUUGCCCCACCCACCCUUUGUCAGCUUCCUUUUACAGCAUUAACCUUCCAGUCUGGGGCCUGCUGAGUCUCAGGCUGGAGGGAACCCUUGUGGGAAGUGGGUGGGGUUGGCGGGGCUUCUUUUUUAGAGGCCUGAGCCAGAACUGUCCCCAUGGCUGUCAUGAUGUCUACACCAACACAAACCAGGCUGGAACCCAAACCGUCUUCCUCCACAGCUGCUUUCAGUGGGCAGAAAGGGCCAGGGGCCAGCUUUGGCCUUAGUUAGAGCCCCUGCCAGCAGGGAACAUUUGACCCCUACUCAGCUCCUCCCUUUGGGCAGCCUUGGGCCAGGCCCUCCUCUCUCUGCACGUGCUGUUUCCAGAGGAAAACCAAAGAGACCACUCUGUGCCAAGUCAACUGUGCCUUACACACCCCUGUCUUCUGUUCUGACUGCCCUCUGGGCAGAAGGCAGUGGAAAGCUCAAGCCCAAGGGCUUCACAAAUUUUCCCAGUUCCAUAAGUGUUUCUGGGGGCCUGAAUCCCUGAGGAUUUUUUCCCCCUCUUGCCCAGGGUAGGCCUGAGGGUAGGAUAGAUGGAGUUUGGAGUUUUGAACCUUUGAUAGGCCUUUAUGCCAUGGACCGUGGAUGGAGAAUGUGCAGUUAUUUAUUUUGUGUACUCAGUUUGUAAAUGUAUCCUCUGUAUUCAAUAAACAGGCUGCCCUCCCCAAGGAAGGCUGCCCAUUCAUUCUAAAA